GCAUCUACUAGAAUUUCUACCAACCCGCGAUGAUCGCUUUGCCGCGGCUGCUUGUUUUGACUGUGGUGACCUCAGCUUGUUGGGCUAAGCUGUGCUGCGAUCAGGAAUGCAAAAAGCCUGUGUCUUAUGGAAGAACUAAAGAUCGCUAUAUCACACAGGAGGCAGGCCACUUGUCAUUUCCCAAUGCUGCUAUUGUGACAAUACUCAUCAAACAAGCUGAAUUUGAUAGUUCAGGGCAAGAACUUUGGUUUGCUGAGAUACAAGGAAGAAAGGGAUUGGUUCCUGCACAAGUUGUGACCGAGCUGCACACUUUAUGUGAGCCAAAGGAGUUAUCUGAUGAUCAUCUGGAUGGUCACGGGAACACGUUACACUAUUCUCCCCCCCCUCCUCCUUCUCACACACCAUAUGAUGCAAGUCCUCCCCACAUCCAUCAAUCAGGUGAGCCUGACUCUCAGACGGAUGUUGUCCUGGAGCAGAAACAAGGACCAUCUAGAAAUAACCCAGUUGAUCAAGAUAGAGAACAGUUGCAAACUUACAGUGAGCAUGACGAUCUCGAUUAUGGUAGCCCGGAGGAAGAGCCUAACAACCAGGAGUUGAAGGAAGAAAAAAGGAAUUUCAAUGAAGAUUAUAUGUCUAAUGAAAACCAGAUAACUCAAAAUGGUGACCUUGACAGCAGUGACAAUGACCAAUAUGGUGUUGAGUAUAAUGAACAUCUACGUGAUGAAUGGACAAGUUACUCUGUGUAUCAUGACUCUUAUGACAGGCAGCAAAUAGAAACUCAUGACCAACCCAGUCAAACAAUGGAAGCAAUCUCUGCUCCAUCUAGUACUUUGGCACCUGAGUCUAUUUCUGGAACUGGUGAGUCACCAAACUCUGAGUCUCUUCUACCACCCCAGGAUAUUGAUAGUGGUGAGCGCAACUUUGACCAAACGCCUAGUUCUGAAUUAGGAGAGUCUUCUCAGGCACCAUUGGAUAAAGAUGUUUUCAAUCAGGAAGAACAGAAUCAACCAGAAAGUAAUAGUGCAGAUAAGGAAAAAUUUGGUGUGCCACCAUCUUUCAAUUUUCAAACCCUUGAUGAAACUACUGCAAGUGAGGUGUACAGUGCUGGGUCAUCAAGUAAUGGUAUUGCUGAUUAUGAAACACCUUCUGCCAAAGGUGUCCCUGAUGAAGCAAGUUCUGAACAUUUUGAUGCAAAGAAAGUUAUACCUUCAUAUACUAGUUAUGAAACAUGGAGCACAGGUGGAGUUGAGAGUGUUAUAGAACAUACUCUUACUCAAGACUCUCCUUUUCAUACCCCUACCUCUUCUUAUGAAAGUCACCCAGGAGGCGAAGAACCAAUACUUGUCAAUCUCAGAAACGGUGAGAGUGUACGUGUUGUGCCUCUAGGUGGUGGAAAUUUCCAAAUUAAGGCAGAAGAUGGGUCGGUAAGGCUAGUAGACUACGAUUACUUCGACGAUCAAGGUGUGGAGUUUGACUUUUAUGACCGAUAUGCAGAUGCUGGACCUGAUACUGAACGGGAAGUGAUGGAGAUUGAAGAGAAUUCCCCACCUAAGCAAAUUCUCCCUGAAAACGAAGUACCCAUCUAUACAGAGGUAAAUGAAGGUUAUCCUGCCUAUGAUAAGGAACUACUUCCUAGUCAUGAGGCUGAAGAUAUGCCUGGAUACACCCCUUCUCCAACUAAAACUGGUGAGAACCAUCGACAUCACAGCUACCUGGAUGUCCACUCUUUGCAACAGAGAUACAAACAAACAAAUACUUUCGAAGAAGACGAUACUAAUAACAUGAAGGAAGUAAUAUCGGAAAUUUUGAAUGAACAAACCUCUGCUAAUAUAAAGUUUACCUCAACUGAAGAUGCUCAGCUUCGCAAAACUGAAAAUUUGCAAGUGUUGAACACUCCAUUGGCAUCAAGGGACACUGAACAAGGCAGGGUUGGUGAAACUAAUAAACAGACUUUUGAGGAUACCACUCUUUUGCCCCUGCCAGAUAUUGAACGGCGUACACAACCUGUUAGCACUUCAGAAGAACCAGAGGUUAAAGUGCAUCCACAACCCACUUCUCAACUUUUUCCAGACGAUGACCUUGAAGAUGAUCUUAAAGCUACUCAUCUCCCGUUACCCGAUGUGGAACAAGUAAGCCAGCAACAUGAAUCGACCAGGGGGCAGCAACAACUUCCGUCCCUUGAACAUCUGCCUCCUGAAAAUCGCAAGACCACCUCCACACCUAUCCACACUAAUGUGAAAUCUCAGGAGGAGUCAGACCCUCAGAUGCCAGUUAUUAACAUAGUGGCUCAGUUCUCUCCACAACUUGCUGCAUGGAUUAACGAUCAGGGACCUGAAUUUGGGAUCAUUGGUGUCAUUGCUUCUGCUCUUUGUCUUAUAUUACCCCUGUGCUGCUCUUGUUGCCACUAUUGGAAAGACAGUCGAAGAAAGACUCUGACACUCUCAAAAUACACAGCAUCUCGCAAGGGACUUGAAGAGCAGAUUGAGAAACUAAAAGCAGAGAAAAAAUCCCUGAAUGUAGAGCGUCUUCUCUCAGAGGAGAGGUUUGAAAGUUUACAGAAUGAACUGGAGCACAUGAAAUAUGACAACCAGACAUUAACUGAGGCUAAAGUUGAUAUAGAGGAAAACUAUGGGAAUGUGUGUGCUGAAUUGCAUACUUUAAAACAAGAAUUGAGUGCUUGUACAGUGCAGGUCAACCAAAUACAGUCUGAGCUCAAGCAUGAACGAUUACAGAUGUGUGCUCAAACCAGUGAGAAGGAAGUUGCACUUCAACAGAUAGCUCUUCUACAAAAUGAAAUGAGACUGUACGAUCAAAAAGUCCAGGAGCUUGAAGCUGCUAAAGAACAACUUGAGCAGGACUCCUACUCGACACAUAAUCGUUUUCAGGAGCUUGAAGAACUGCACAAACAGGUGACAGAGGAAUUGGCAGGCUCUAAGUCUGAAAAUGCGGAGCUAAACUCCAGACUACAGGCUCUGCAGGUAGAGGUAUCUUCUUUGCAGCAAACCAGAAAUGAUAAUAAUCAGGAGAUACAGACUCUUAAGGACUGUCUCGAUCAGUUGGUAGUGUCUACAGGCAGUCAUGAACAACAGGAAAUGACUGAUGGUCAGACGCAGAAUGUGAACUCAACUGGUACACUGCUUAAGAUUCAAGCAAUGCUAGAUACAACAAAGGUGCAAGCUGAAUUACAAGCAGUAACAGUGGAAAGAGACAAUAAUAUUGCUGCUCUGGAGGAACAAAGUAGACUAGUGAAGAAAUUACAAGAGGAAAACACAAAUCUUCUUGAGCAUUCUAAUGAAAUUGAAGCUCAACUCAGUGUAUGUACAGCUGACCUUCAAAAGCUUCAGGAGAAGCACAAAACAUUGACUGAGUAUUUUGAGCAAAAGGAGCACAAUCUUCAUCGGAUGUUAGGUGCAGAGGAGGCCGUGAGACAAGCAGUAGAGUCAAGGGAAGCCCAGGUGAAGGAGAAGGCACAAAGCCUUGAACAAGCAGAGACUAGGCACAGGGAAGAACUGAAACAGUUACGCAGUGAAAUGUUUGAGAUAGAAAAAAGUCUAAUGUCUCAGGUCCACACUUGUCAAAAAAGAGCCGAGGAUGCAAUUGCUGAGCAGAGGAGAUUAGAACAGGAAUGCAAGGCAUUGAAGAUGGAGAGAGAUGACCUACGUAAACGCAUGACUGUGAAAUCCGUAUCUCCUGUAGGUGGAGCAUCAGACCGGCAACACUCUCUCAUUGCACGGCCGCCUUCUGCACCAUACCUCCCCCGUACCUCUUCUCCUGGUGUGGGUGAUACAGGAAAUUAUAUGACCUCACUGUUGAACCAAACUGACCCAGGCCCACUGCCCAGCACCCGGCCUCAGCCUAUCUUCCCAAUCACUGGACGCCCGGAACCUUCUCCAUUUUUUCCUCCUCCUGAUCAAAGAGGACAUUUUCCCCCCUCACAGCCUCCAUUGCAGCACCCUAUUCCAGAACGUGAGAGACCACGUUAUCCCCUCCCUCCUCCUCCCGGCCGCAGAUUGAUAAGAGGCUAUCCACCACCAUUUGAACGUCGUCCUCCUAGACCUGGAGUAUAUGGACCUGGUCCUCGGUUUUAUCACGAUGCUAGAGAUAGAGUUCCAGAGAGAAGGCGGCCUGUGUCCAACCCACCUCCAGGUGCUACACCAACUCCACCUGUAGGAGUGUAUGAUCCUCAUACUUCACGCAAUAUGCAUGAUAGCUCCACCGGAUUUGUUCCUGUUGCUCCAGCUGUCCCUGAGACGACAUUUCAGACUGAUAAUGUGCUUAACCCUGUAGGAGAACAAGUGCCUCUCCAAAGACCAGAAAGCAGGAAGUUCUGAUCAUGGAAACUAUUUAUACGAAAGUAGAUGAGUAAUAGUUGCUAGACUGUACAAGACACACCUUAAUUCAUGGUGUACAUAUUUCAUUUUUGCUUUGAUUAGGUGUCAAUGUGUUUACAAUUACAUUUU
This is a messenger RNA of Geodia barretti, 4460 nucleotides long. The record is from the annotation of a GenBank genome assembly. NCBI's taxonomy places the organism in Eukaryota, Metazoa, Porifera, Demospongiae, Tetractinellida, Geodiidae.